AACUCGCUCCCCCUCAUCUUGUUCUUCUCACACCCUGUGAUUGGCUUCGUUGUUUCUGCUCGUCCAACCGAGAAGAAGAAGAAGAGAGGAGAAGGAAUAGUAGCUGAUUGGUACUGCGACUAUGGCGGAGAAUUGCUCGGUUCUCGAUACGUGGAUGUACCGCUCCUACGCCUGCAUCUCCGAGGCCGCCAUCGAACGCGAGAACGACGCACUCACCAAAGCCCUCCAGAUAUCUCUGCUCGCAGAUUCCUCCUCCUCCGCCGCCGCCGCCGCCAUCCCCUCCCCUGAGUCCUUCUCCACCGCCACCUCUUCCCUCGUUUGUCUCCCCACCGCCGUCAGUCAGUGUCACCGCCUGGACCCGCGUGCCGGGAGGGUGGCGAAGAAGCGCAGGUCGCGGGCGUCGAAGCGCUCGCUCACCACCUACAUCGCCGCCGACCCGACCAACUUCCGCGAGCUGGUCCAGCGGGCCACCGGAACUCGGGCUGGCGACUCGGCCGGGGAGCACCAGUAUCCGGCGGCGGCCGUGCAGGGGAGCCGUCUUCUUCCGACGCUCGACACGUCGUCGUUCCUGCGCGACCGGGCCGAUUUAGCCGGGCCGGAUGUAGCCGCUUCGUUCGGGCCGGCGAUGGAUGUCCCGGUUCUUCCUGAGUUCGACCCGUUCUUUGUGGUGUCGAACUAUCCCACGCUCGACUCGUGGGGCGUUAUCUAAACAUCUAUUACCGUGGCUGUUUUAAAUGACGUCCGAUGACCAUCGGACGGCUUUGGGCCACAUUGCAUAUGUAUAUUUGUUCUCCUUGUUCCUCAGACUGCUAAUGUUAGCUCUGUGUAGUUGAUGUGUUUCGA
This is a messenger RNA of Musa acuminata AAA Group (dessert banana), 843 nucleotides long. RefSeq names its product calmodulin-binding protein 25. Gene Ontology annotation, molecular function: calmodulin binding. Lineage: Eukaryota; Viridiplantae; Streptophyta; Magnoliopsida; Zingiberales; Musaceae. The transcript has a single exon. The record is from RefSeq and is a predicted model, not a curated record. Bases 122 to 709 code for a protein of 195 amino acids. Gene Ontology annotation, biological process: response to osmotic stress. Gene Ontology annotation, cellular component: nucleus.